CAACAAUUCAGAUCUUUGAAAUUAAACCAUUUUCCUCAACAUCUUUGAGAAUUCAUUCCUCAGUCUGAUGCACCUGGCAAUGUGCCCUACAAGUCAUUUUCAUGGCACUAUUAUGCCUGGACACCACGACGUUGGUGACGCCUCCAGGAAGGUCCGAUUCGUCUUACCAAGCCCUCGUCCCAACCAUCCUCGCGCGAACGAACUUCCUGCUUCAGCUAUCUGUGUCGAGUCAAGAGACCUCCGGUGAAAGCAGUAGCCUGCCUACAGUCCCAAGUCCUUCUCCUGCUCCUGCUUUCCUUGCGCAGUCCGACAUUGACGACGAGCCAGCUACGCUGCUUACCGCACCAUCAUGGGCAGUGCGAGAUCCUGUCCUAAUUGAGAUCUACGCAAAGACAUAUAUCCCCACCGACAGUGAGCCACUUCUGUUUCCGCCCGGUCAGACAUUCACUCCCAGCACUAUCAGCACCUUCACGAGUUAUGGGAGCCCCGGUUCAACGUCUGCUGCCACCACCACUCUAGAUAACGUUGCAGUCCACGAGUCUGAGCCAAUUAGCGCUACCGUUGACACAGCACACUACAAGAGCUUGAAAGAACAUAUCGUGCCAGGCGGCAUGUUGACAGAGAGUCCAAGUGUACGUCAUCUUGAGCUAGAACAACGCGCAUCCUCAACACUUCGAUCGCCAUUACUGGCCCCUGCUCCUCAACUGGUCCGCCGCAAAAGGAAGUUGAUCGAGAUGGAAGAUGCAAAGGAGAAUGGCGUUAAGGCAUUGAAGAUGUACCCAUUCCGCAGCGAGUUCCGGAAUACUGGUGGACGGUCGAUUAGACCAAUAGCGGCGACUGGGCUCGAGAUCUUGAAGAGGAGACUACCUGGGUUUUCCGAGCAGAUUUUGCUUUAUGAGGAUGGUGGGUAAUUAGAAGUGUGCAUACACAACCUAGGCACCAGCGCCAUUUAUGUUUAUCAAAACUGUCGCAGCCUCAACUUUCAACAUGGGAGGUAUAGCCUGUAAGUCUCAUGGAUAGACCAGUGGACGUACAUGAGAACUACUUCAAUCAUGACCUUUCCCAGUAUCAGAUCGAUUCUGGCCCGCACACAUCCAGCCUGAUUAUUGCGGCAAAUGAAGAGCAUGGCUAGCCGAAAGACAAACGAUGGUGUCACUGCACGAUACGUUAUCUCCAGGUUCUGUGAGGAAAUAGCGCCAGCUACUGGAACAACUUAGACCGAGGGUCCGAACGCCUCGGGGCUCAUAUCAGACUCCCCCAAAUAGCAUCUGGGUCCGCAUCUAAGCAAUUGUCACGCGAUUCUGCCACGCGGCCGGCAGCAUCACCAAGCGAAAGUCCCAGGGGCAACUUUCCAAAUCCAAAUCCAAGUUACCGUUGAACGGUUGCCCACUGAUGAUGAGGUCAAUUAGCGUUGCAGCAGCCUAGAGCCGGUGUGCGCGCGAAACCCCUAUCUGUAUUACGUGGGUCCUGGGGCCUCGGCUUUGACGGCCCAUGUCCCUGUCUCUAUGGCCAACUCCUGUUUUGCCCCCAUCCAAAGUUGGUGCCAGCCUUUCCUGCUGUCACCAUUCCUACCCAAAGGCCCACUGGAAACUAACCAGGCAACGCUAAGCAACCGGACCCCGCCGUGUCAAUCGAG
Molecule: messenger RNA, 1636 nt
Organism: Exophiala dermatitidis NIH/UT8656
Lineage: Eukaryota; Fungi; Ascomycota; Eurotiomycetes; Chaetothyriales; Herpotrichiellaceae
Exons: 1
Coding region: 102-911 (269 amino acids)
Source: RefSeq, a predicted model, not a curated record